AAUUGAACAAUUGAGGUUUAUCUACUGUAUACAUGUCAAAAAAAUUUAAAUUGUACCCCUGAAAUAUGUGCAUUGUGUUGUAUGUCAGUUACGCCUGAAUAACUCUGUUUUAAAAAUAUCAGGAAAAUGGAUCCCAUUUUCUAAGAAUUCCGGAGGUGUUGUGUACCCUUCUGAAGAUGUCUUUCCCAGGAAGAAGGACUAUCUUGCUUAAAAAGAUCUUUCUUAUAUUUCACCAAAAUCUCUUUUAGUAUACUGUAAACAUUUUAUUUUCCCUUUAAAAAAUAGUAACAGCUCACACUGCUUUAUUUUGAACGUUGAAUCACUUUUGGUGGUAUAAUCUUACAUAGUUUGGAUUCCUUAUAAGCUGAUCCUAAAGUCGUGAGAUGGAGAGUAAAUAUAAGGAGACACUCUCGCUAACCCCCCUGGAUAACAUCACUGAUGAGGAACUGGAUAGCUGUAAGUUCUUUCUUCCAGAUGGGUUUAAUAUUGCCGCAGGCAAACUACAUACUGGAAACAGCACAAGUAGCCAACUUGAUGAUUUAAAAUGCUGGCGUGGAGUCUGCAGUGAGGAAGACCGUAUUUUUCAGAAGUUGAAUUACAUGCUUGUGGCAAAAUGUCUUCCGGAAGAGGAGGAAACGGGUAUACGUGGGAGUCCCGCAUCUGCCCGGUCCCUUUCUCAGUCAAGACUUGGCCUUUCCUUUCAUGGCAUUUUCUGGGAAUUAUUGUUGAGGGAAACGGGAUAGCACUAAGCUAUUCAUGAGGGAUCCACCCCGUUAU
Messenger RNA from Macaca mulatta (Rhesus monkey), 777 nucleotides. It is a transcript of the gene PYDC5, whose product is annotated as pyrin domain containing 5. The record is from RefSeq and is a predicted model, not a curated record. NCBI's taxonomy places the organism in Eukaryota, Metazoa, Chordata, Mammalia, Primates, Cercopithecidae.